Rotaria sordida is the source of this 2136-nucleotide messenger RNA. NCBI's taxonomy places the organism in Eukaryota, Metazoa, Rotifera, Eurotatoria, Philodinida, Philodinidae. The record is from the annotation of a GenBank genome assembly.
AUGAGUAAAAUUUUUAUUAGUCGACUAGAUGGUAAUGUUUCAUGGGGAUUUCGACUACAAGGUGGUUUAGAAUACAAUGAACCAUUAACAGUCACAAAUAUUGUCCCCGAUUCUCCUGCUGAUGGUAAACUUGAUCCAGGCGAUAUGUUAUUAGAAAUAGCUGGUAAUAAUGUUACAAAUAUGACUCAUCAAGAUGCUCUCGAGCUUAUUCAACGUUGUGCAAAUGCUCUUUUUCUUACCGUUCAUAAAGUCGGUUAUUCAUAUCCACCAACCGGAGCUGCACCACGUCCUGCUCCCAUAACUCCUAUGUGGAGACCAACUGGACAACAACAGCCACCUCAUAACCAACAGAACUUCCAACAACAACAACAACAACAACCUUACUACCAACAGCCACAACAGCAACCUUAUUAUCAACAACCACCUCACUAUCAACAACAACAACAACAACAACCACCUCACUAUCAACAACAACAACAACAACCACCUCACUAUCAACAACAACAACCACCUCACUAUCAACAACAACAACAACAUCCUCCUUACUACCAACAACAACAACAACAUCCUCCUUACUACCAACAACAACAGCCACCUUAUUAUCAACAACAACAACAACCGUACUAUCAGCAUGACUUUCAACAGCAGCAACAGUAUGAUCAACCGCCAGCACCUAUUUUCAAUGCAGCUCCUCCGGCGCCAACUCCUCCACCACCACCACCACCGCCACCCCCACCUCCUCCACCGCCACCACCUAUGCCUGCUGCUAAUGUCCCGCCACCACCAUUAUUCGAUGCUGAUCUUAUUGCAAAUGCAGCAGCUUCAUUAAAAAGUCGACCAGCUACUGAUGGAACAGCUACAUCAGAUGGACAAACAACAGACCUUUCAAAUAUUCCUGCUGUUCUUGCUAAAAGUUUAAGUCGACCUGGUGGUCCAAAACCAUUUACAUAUACACCAGGUGGUCUCGAUCUUUCAAAAAUUCGUGAAUCAGCUCGUGUUAGACGUCAUCGCGAAUAUACUUCGAAUACUGAAGAACCAAACGAAACACAAGAAUCUGAAACAAAUAUGAGUCGUCGAAUGAUAGUUCCACCUGAUAAUAUGAAUCAACAUCAUUAUGUACCACAAAAUCCAGCUCAAUCAUUUAAUUAUGCACGUCAACAACAAGCAACACCAACCAAAAAACAUAUACAACAUGAUGCAGAUGUAGUUACACAAUCACGAUCAUUUCAAAUGCUUCAAGGUUGGAUUUCUGAUAGUGAAAAAACUGUACCAGCACCAGUUGUACCACCAUCACAAUCACCAAUAACAACAACAACAACAACAACAAAUAAAUCAGCAGUUGCACGAGCUGUCCUUGAUGAACAAAUGGGUAAAAAUGAUCGUAGUAGAAGUUCUAGUGGUACAGCAGGUCUUCCUUCACGAUCAUUUCGUUAUUUACAAGAACAAUAUAAUACUAGUAAUGGUGAUAAUAAAGAAACAACAACAACAACAACAACAACAACAUUUGAAGAAACACCUAUGUCAAAUGAAGGUAUUGGUCUUCGACGUAGUAGUGAUGCUCAUAUGCCAUCACGUGCAUUUAAACUUUUACAAGAUCAAUAUGAUGCACAAAAUGCACCUGUUAAUCGAACAGCAGGAAUUAAUAAUCGAGAUGAUUUAGCAGAAAUUUAUAAUAAACCACCACCAAGUUUUCGUGAACGUGAACCUGAAGCUCCACGUUAUACAGGUUCAACAGUUCCAUCACGUUCAUUUCGUUUUCUUCAAAUGAUGACACAAAAUGAUGAACAAAAUAAUUCAAAACCAAUUGCUGGUUAUAAUAAAGCACAACCAUUAACAAAUAAAUAUGAUGAACAAAAUCUUUCAUUUAAUACAAAUAAACUUAAUACACAUCCAUCACGUUCAUUUAAAUAUUUACAAGAAUUAACAUCUGAACAACAAUCAACUGGACCAACAACUAUUACUCAAACAGAAACACAAACUAUUACAACAAAUAAUAGACAACAACAACAACCAAUAAAAAUGAAUAUUGCAAUUCAACAAUCACAACCAAUUGUUCAAGUCAAUACAACAAGUUCAAGUAGUCAAGGAGAUAUUAUUGAUAAAUUAUCUGCGGAUAUAGCAGCAACUGAUUUUUGA